AACAAAACCUAAAAAUCCCGACUUGUAUUUAAUACAUUUCCCAGAUUCCGGCCAACGGUUUCUUCCCUCCCUUCAAUCUCAAGCAAUAAUCUUUCGUUGUCAAGGGAAUAUAAAAACCCACAAAGAUUUUGUUGAUGAAAAUUGUAAAUUAAUCAAUUAUAAUAAAUAAUCUUCAAGAAUUUGGAGAAUUAUUGGCGCCCAUUAAGAAAUUUUUGGCGAAUUCCGAGAAAAUGCAAAGCGUAGUUCAAAAGCUUCGAGAUUUGGAUGCAUAUCCUAAAGUCAAUGAAGAUUUCUACAAUAGAACCUUCUAUGGUGGUCUUGUCACCCUUGUUUCUGCCAUUAUAAUGUUCUUUCUCUUCGUUUUUGAGUUCUCUUCAUAUCUUCAUACCGUAACAGAGACGACCCUUGUAGUGGAUACUUCUAGGGGUGGAACUCUUCGCAUCAAUUUUGAUGUUACUUUUCCUGAAGUCCCCUGCACAGUUCUCAGUAUUGAUGCUGAAGAUAUUAGUGGAGAGCGACAUUUUGACAUAAGACACGACAUUGUUAAAACAAGAGUUGAUGCUAUUGGGAACACAGUCGAAGCUAGGCAAGAUAGCAUUGGAGCACCAAAGAUUAAGAAGCCUUUACAGAAGCAUGGUGGCAGGCUUGACCACAAUGAAACUUAUUGUGGUUCAUGUUAUGGAGCGGAAUCGUCUGAUGAUCACUGUUGCAAUUCUUGUGAAGAAGUUCGUGAGGCAUACAAGAAGAAAGGCUGGGCAUUGACAAAUGUAGAUUUGAUUGAUCAGUGUGAAAGGGAAGGGUUCUUCCAAAAGAUCCAUGAGGAAAAAGGUGAAGGAUGCAACAUCAAAGGAUUUCUGGAAGUCAACAAGGUGGCUGGCACUUUCCAUUUUAUUCCCGGGAAGACCUUCCAUCUCUCAGAUUUCUUUUUCAGUGAUUUUAUUUCAGUUCAAAACGACAACUACAAUAUAACUCACAAAAUCAACAAGUUAAAUUUCGGAGACUACUUUCCUGGUCUUGUGAAUCCCCUGGAUGGGGUGCAAUGGUUGCAACAGACUGCGGGUGGAUCUUACCAGUAUUUUCUCAAGGUCGUCCCAGCAAUAUACACUGAUGUUAGGGGACGCACUAUCUUGUCUAAUCAGUUUUCGGUGACAGAGCACUUUAAGCAUUCAGACUCAGGGCGCUAUCAGUCUGUUCCUGGGGUGUUCUUUUAUUAUGAUCUAUCUCCAGUGAAGGUGAAUUACAUGGAGAAGCACACAUCCUUUUUGCACUUCGUGACUAAUGUCUGUGCAAUUAUCGGAGGUACUUUUACAGUUGCCGGGAUAAUAGACUCUUUUGUUUAUCAUGGUCGUAAGGCUAUGAAGAAGAAAAUGUAAAAGAAAUUUCGUUGUUGCUGCUAAAGCAAAAGGUUUAAUAUCCUCGACUCGCCUGGCCAAAAUACGGUGUGAAUUCAACUGAGGUUACUUCUAGAGUGUGACUUGAUCAUGCUGAUAUAGGCAAUGAUAUGUUAGAGAAUUUUUGGUCUACAACUUCGCGUGAUUAUUGAGCAGUUAGCGAUUUUUAUUCAAGCACAUUGUCAUUAAAUUGUGUAAGUAUAAUUGUUGAUGUAGAUGUGUCGAGGGGUUCCCUUUACCACAGUCCACGAGUCGUAUAUGAAUAUCCGAGAUUUAGUUGCUAAGUUUAUUUCCGCAAAGAAGUACACCAUUCUUGUCUUCUUUCUAGUAAUUAUGUGUAGGUUAUGUAGACACGUUACGGUUUUUUUGAAUGCGAAUGGACGUUGGAAGCUAAGCUCCAUGGUCGAAUGCGAAAAUUGUAUUGCUCUCUUACUCUUCUUGCAAUGUUACAUUUGUUUCUUCACUUAUUCUUGAUUA
Molecule: messenger RNA, 1868 nt
Organism: Amaranthus tricolor (Joseph's coat)
Lineage: Eukaryota; Viridiplantae; Streptophyta; Magnoliopsida; Caryophyllales; Amaranthaceae
Exons: 13
Coding region: 231-1373 (380 amino acids)
Cellular component (GO): COPII-coated ER to Golgi transport vesicle; endoplasmic reticulum
Source: RefSeq, a predicted model, not a curated record